Molecule: messenger RNA, 963 nt
Organism: Cuscuta campestris
Lineage: Eukaryota; Viridiplantae; Streptophyta; Magnoliopsida; Solanales; Convolvulaceae
Source: the annotation of a GenBank genome assembly
CACCUCUCCAUCUUCUCAAACAUACAUACAGUUCACAAAUAUAAAUAAAAUUGUUCUUUUAGAAUCUUUAUAUCACAAAUACCCAAUUAAUUAGCCUUAUUAGCUUUACCUCAAUCUCCACAAAACAUCAUUUCUCCAGAUCUCUGCAAAUUUUGUUAAAGAGAUCAGAGAUUUGAAGAAGAAGAAGAAGAAGAAAGAUGUCUGGAAUGCUUCCUGGGGUUGAGUGUGCAAGAAGGAGAAGGUUUCAUCAUCAUAGCAAUAAUAACAACAACAACAAAAGGGUGUUGGAAUCAUCUUUCCCAAUUGCAGCAACAAGAAAGUCUUUCUGCUGUUUGUACACUACCACCAACACCUCAUCAUCAUCAUCAUCAAACCCACUCAUGGAUAAGCACCGUUUUCUCAAGACCGCGCAAAGUGACACGCAUUUUGGACGAGAGACACGAUCCUAGCCUUCUUCCCUUCCGCGGCUCUAAAUUACGCUGAUCUUUGGUCGCCAAAGCACAAUUCGAAAAUCCACAUUAAUCCACACUUGUUCUUGAAAAUGUGAAAGUGUCUAAAACACUCUUGCCUAUUGAUGGGUGAGGGGGUUCGGAUACAUGUUUAGACAAUAUAUAAAAAAAAUGUUUCAAAUGUUUCUAAAAGGCUUAUGUCAAAAGUUGUACAAAAUAUGAAUUAUUAACUUGUGAUAUUUUGGUGAUGAAUGCUUUGAUUAGGAGGGAAGGGGCUUAAGAGAAGGACAUGAUGAGGAUGAGGAUGAUAAGAGGUUGGGUGAGGUUGCCAGAGGAGCCAAACAAAGAUUGGAUGAAAAGCUAAUGAGAGCUAAAUGGAAACCACACCAUAACUGGAAUAGUGUCCAUAAGGUGGAGUUCGGGUUAAAAAGUACUGGCCCAACGAAGUGUAAUUGGGCCAGGAAGCUGGGCUUUUAGGCCUGUUGAUUUGAUGAUACUCAAAGCUUGAAAAUUU